AUGGCUCUCUUAUCCGCAGGGAAGCCUGCGUUCCCCCGCGUCGUGGCCUUCACUCCCCGCGGCGUCUCAACCCUCAACACCAAGCCCAAGUCCCAGCUCGUCCGCUCCAGCUCGACGUCUGUUCUCUCUGAGAUCAAGACCGAGUCUGCCGGGAAAGCCCCUCUUCCACCACUCGCUGCCCUCCCCACGAGCGUGCUCCUCCGCUCCCUCCUUGUCGCCACCAUCUCCUCCAAACCCUACCUUCUUCUCCCCUCCCUCAAAGCCUUAUCUUUCUUUUGCAAGCCACGCAAGGGCGCCCUCCUCAAUGUCGACCGGAACCCAAUCCUGCACGCCAUUCUCAAGGCCACCUUCUACAAGCAGUUCUGCGCCGGCGAAACACCCGAUGAAGUCCGGCGCACAGUGCAGCAGCUCAACGGCAUGGGCUUCCAAGGGACAAUCAUGACAUACGCCAAAGAAACCGUCUUCGACCACAAGACCCAGACCUCAGUCGGGUUGGGGAUUGAGAAUGAACCAGAUGCAGAAGGGGGCGUGUUCUGCCAGCAGAUCGAAGCCUGGAGAAAGGGCACCAUCGACACCAUCGACACACUCGGCGAAAACGACUACCUCGCUUUGAAACUCACCGGCGCCGGCCCAUCCGUCACAGACGCCUUCUCAAAGGGAACCCCCCCACCACAACAAAUGCUCUCCGCGCUCGACGAAAUCAGCACCAAAUGCAAAGCCCGCGGCGUGCGCAUCCUCGUCGACGCCGAAUCCCACCACUACCUCGCCGGCAUCCUAAGUGUGACACUCGACCUGAUGCGCAAGUUCAACACAGACGGCCACGCCCGCGUCUACAAUACCUACCAGGGCUAUCUCAAGUCCACGCCGGCCACAAUCGCCACGCACCUCGCCGCCGCCAGCGAAGAGGGGUUCACGCUGGGCUUGAAGCUCGUGCGUGGGGCGUACAUUGCCUCGGAUGAGAGAUCCCUUAUCCACGAUACAAAGGCCGACACGGAUACUGCGUAUAAUGGGAUUGCGCGGGGCGUGCUUCGUCAGGAACUGGGGGAGUAUGGGACCACCAAGCCGUUUCCGUCGGUGAAUCUGUUUCUCGCGAGCCAUAACAGGGAGAGUGUGAUGGGCGCGCAUGCGCUGCAUCAGCAACGGAUUAAGGAAGGGCUGCCGACUGUGCCGGUGGGGUUUGGGCAGUUGCAUGGGAUGUCGGAUGAGGUUAGUUUUGGGCUGUUGCAGUUGAAGGGUCCGGAUGGGGAUCCGAGGGUUUACAAGUGCUCGACCUGGGGGGGGUUGGGGGAGUGUCUGGCGUAUUUGCUGAGGAGGGCGAUUGAGAAUAGGGAUGCGGUGGGGAGGACGGGGGAGGAGUAUAGGGCGUUGAAGAGGGAGGUUGCGCGGAGGGUUAGGGCUUCUUUCCUGGGAUCGGCCUAG
This is a messenger RNA of Aspergillus puulaauensis, 1419 nucleotides long. Its product is annotated as proline dehydrogenase family protein. Gene Ontology annotation, molecular function: FAD binding; proline dehydrogenase activity. The record is from RefSeq and is a predicted model, not a curated record. Lineage: Eukaryota; Fungi; Ascomycota; Eurotiomycetes; Eurotiales; Aspergillaceae. Bases 1 to 1419 code for a protein of 472 amino acids. Gene Ontology annotation, cellular component: mitochondrion. The transcript is spliced from 2 exons.